UGUUACUUUUAAAGCACAAAACUUUUAAUACUAUUCAGUAUUUACAAAUCAUUAUUACGUCAUAAUUGGCUUGAAAAAUGAAUGAAAUGGGGGUAAACCACAUUAAUUUGGAGUAAUUUUAGUUUUUGUCCCCCCUUUUAACGAAUCAAAAUGGGGCCUUCUUAUAAGUUACCGAAUCUAAUGACGUCAUCACAAAAUACCGGUCAAGGUGACGAAGGCAUGACGAAACCAAAACGAGAACUUCGUCUACCUCCAAUCGAUCGAACGGGAAACGCCCUUCCCAAUGUUUGGAAGAAAAACCCUUUUAAAAUUCCCGGGAAUAUUCAUUGGAUUGAUUUGUGUCAGAAUGAGCUGCAACGAGAGGCAGACUUGCGGAGAAUGGAACGUAACAAACGCUUUUAUCAAAAACACACGUUCAGAUCAAGAUACACGGGAACCACUCUGCCAGCGAUGCGGGAAAUGUUUAGGAAAAUGGGCGAAGAAGAAACGAAGAAACAAAAACCGAAUGACUUAAAAGAAGAAGUUUCAAUGGCGUCCCAAAAGUGUCGCGUGCGCCCAGUGGAGAAAGAGUUCACUCAUGAGUUGAUACAAAGGAAAAGAGAAAUGUUUUUGGUCAACUUUGCAAUCAAAACGAAGCGCGAUGAAAUAGCGAACUUUAAAUAUAAAGCAGUCGCCGCCGACGAGAAGUUGCGCAGGAGAGCACAGCGUUUACACGAGGAUGCGAUAUUAUUCGAUGAAUUCUUGAAAGCAACUGAUGAGGCAGCGGUGGAGGCAAUGAAACGAACCGAAAAAGAAACGAGACUCAAAAUUGAAAAAAUUGCCGAGUUGCGUCGAAUGCAAGCGAAGCUAAGUGCCCUGAAGGGAGAUAUUUCAAAAAAAGACGAAACACUAACGGAUUAUUUAAGUUACAAAUCCUUCUUGCUUCAAGUCAACGAUAAUUUAAAUUCCAAGAAUGGUGAGUACCUCACCAGCGAUGAGUGGGAGGAAAAGAGAAAGAAAGAUAGAAUGAGGAAGGAGGAGAGAAUCAGGAGGAGGGCGAAAGUGAGUUCGAGAGGGAAAGGCGUGUCAAGAAAUGAUUUCAUGCAGAGAAAGAAGAUCUCAUCCCCACGACCACCAACAAGAACUUCAUCACGGUUAGCCUUUUCAAAAAUGAAUUAUCCAGAAGAAUGGGACGAAAGCAAGCAAUCAGAAAAAGAAACAUCAAGUAUUCUCCAUAUCAUGGAUAAUCAGAGUCGUCUUCUCGCGAUCAUGAGGGGUCUGGAAGAAGAGAAUCUAAAGUUAAUUUACCAUUUCCAACAUUCAGAGGAAGCGUUUGACGAAAUGAAGGAAGUUUGUGCUGAAGCCGCUGCAAAAUUGGAAAAAGAGACCUCAAUACUUCGGGAUCAAGUUGAAAAGAUGCGGAAGUAUAUUGUCUCUGUGGAGGAGAGGUCGGAUCAGUUGAAGAUGAUGUGUCAGAUACUUGACGGAGGAUCGGAAGAGAAUGGAGAUGAAGCACUUGCAGAACUGAACGCUAAAGUUGAAAAGGUUUAUUACAACGUUGUUGGAAAGCUGAUGUUAAACAUUGAUGGUUUGAUGAUGUUGACCAACAUUGAAAACAAAGUUGAACAACUUCUAGAAGAGGUGGAGAAUCUUCCUGAGAAUGCAGUCAAGGAAAUACAGAAAAUUAAGGACAAGGAGCGACGUCUUCAACUUCGCGAGGAAAAGAUGAUGGUUCAGAAACACCGACAAGAGGAGAGAGCAAAGAAAGCCCAGGAGAGAGCAAACGCGAUAUCUUUCAAGAGAGUUGGAAGAAGAUUAGUGUUCCGGUCUGAACCAAUCAGAAACCGAGUUAUGAAGGCGGCAAACGACGCUAUUGUGACGACAGACAGCUCUUUAUUCUUCGAGCAUCAUUGAAUUUGGAAUGCAAACUUAAAUUUAUUAAAACUAGAUCUACCGUUUUGA
Messenger RNA from Ciona intestinalis (vase tunicate), 1941 nucleotides. The record is from RefSeq and is a predicted model, not a curated record. Lineage: Eukaryota; Metazoa; Chordata; Ascidiacea; Phlebobranchia; Cionidae.